Molecule: messenger RNA, 255 nt
Organism: Geodia barretti
Lineage: Eukaryota; Metazoa; Porifera; Demospongiae; Tetractinellida; Geodiidae
Source: the annotation of a GenBank genome assembly
AUGGGCCUGUCGUUCGGCUAUUCGGACGCGCACGAUCCGCCGUAUCCCGACGACAUGGACGCCGCGAGGCUGCGCAUCAAGACGGCCCUGGAUGCAGCUGGGGUUGCUUUCCUAUGCGGCUGGAACGACUUCACUAUCAGCGUUGAGGAUAGGGUGAACAAGCUUAUGGGCGAUGGCGUUAAAGUGCUCUCAGGUGUCGGCGAGGAGGGCGCAGCUAUAGGGCGCAAAAUCACCGGAAGAGAAAUGCCCGUAUAA